Trichoplax adhaerens is the source of this 852-nucleotide messenger RNA. RefSeq lists its product as uncharacterized. Bases 1 to 852 code for a protein of 283 amino acids. Lineage: Eukaryota; Metazoa; Placozoa; Uniplacotomia; Trichoplacea; Trichoplacidae. The record is from RefSeq and is a predicted model, not a curated record. The transcript has a single exon. Gene Ontology annotation, molecular function: acyltransferase activity, transferring groups other than amino-acyl groups.
AUGGCUAACCAAGAUUUUAAAAUUGUGGUCGCUUCCGCUGAACAGAUGGAUUGGAUUAUAAAGUUGGCAGAAAAUGAAGGCUGGAAUCCUGGAUGUAAAGAUGCUAUCGCUUUUCAACUCGCUGAUCCGAGCGGUUUCUUUAUUGGCUUACUUAACGGAAAACCUAUCGGCUGCGUAGCAGCAAUUAAGUACGAGAAUUGUGGAUUCGGGGGAUAUUAUAUCAUAUUGAAGGAACACCGUGGUAGAGGCUACGGAUUGAAACUCUUUCACCAUGCAGUCCACUCCGGCAAGGAAUUAAAAUUAUUCGGACUUGAUGCAGAGCCUGCACAAAUCAGUAGUUACGAAAAGUCAGGUUUCAUAGUUUAUCAUCGCACUAUGGAAUAUAUUGGGAUAGUGAAUAAAUCAGAGAUUCCUUGCGACAAUAUUGUUGAUGCAAGAACUGUCUCAUUCGAUAAAUUAUUACAAUAUGAUAGACGCCAUUCUCCUGACGUUCGAAAGCAUUUUCUAGCUGCAUGGAUCAGUGUAGGAACAGAUCGUAGCUUAGUGUAUUUAGAUGAGAAUAAUACUAUUCAAGGAUUUGGUGCAAUACGAAAAGCUAUCGAUGGCUAUAAAAUUGGACCUUUAUAUGCAGACAGUUUCGAUAUAGCUGAGAGUUUGAUUCAUACAUUGGUAGAAUCUUUUGAAAACUGCAAAGUAUACUGGGCCGUGCCGAUGCCCAACGAAAGUGCCAUAAAACUUGUCGAAAAAUUGCGUUUGGAAAAAUUAUCGGAGACUGCUAGAAUGUAUAGCAGGCAGCCCCUUUCGUACGAUUGGAAUAUGGUUUAUGGUCUUACUUGCUUGGAAAUCGGAUAA